AUGUAUAAGGCUCAGUGGAAAACAAAGUUGGCCAAAAAUAAACAUGGAGACUCACCUACUGAUGAGUACCUCCCAUUUAUUGAAAUAAUAUAUAGGCUACCAAGAACAGAAAUUUUUAAUCCAAACCAAAGCGCGAAAAAAAUCUAUCCGAACCAAAGUAAACGACGAACAAAAGGUGACCCUCGACCAAUAAACUCAUUUAUGAUACUCACAUUGGUUGUUAGAAAAGUCGCAGAAACUGAAACCGUUGACUUGGGAGAUGGAAGGUCGUGCAUAAGAAUAUGCCAACUUAUGCGUUGGGGCGCAACGAAAGAUGAAUGGGAAAUUUUUUUAAAAUUACAAAAAGAUUUUAAGAAAAUUCAUUCUACGUAUUUUCCAUUAUAUGAUUAUCGCAAAAAACCCCCAGUAUCUGAUACAAGCGAAUUUGUUAUAGUUAAUUCAGAUAAUUAUGAAGUCCUUGUUUCACAAUCUCGUAAAAAAAUUACUUCACCCACUGAACCUUCUUCACCGUUUUUCGAACCUCAUAAUAAUGGACGGUUGACAGCAAAUUAUCCUUAUGCAAUUGCUAGUCCUCAAAACAUUCCAAGAGAAGCACAAGCCUUUUAUUCAUAUAAAUUUAUUUCUCCACUUGACUCUCAAGACAAUUUUACUCCUAGUUCACCAUCGUCGUCUUGUUCUAGUGAUGUUAUAGUUCCCAGCUCUCCGUUGGCACUUCAUGAAGGUAUUGUUUCACAAGCACCAAAUUCUCAAAUUGGUUCUCAGGACAUAGUUGUUCCUAGCUCAUCACCAGUUUCUCAAGUUGGAUGUCAAGAUAUAAUUGUUGUUCCUGGCUCACAUUCUACUGCUCAAGAACGUAAUGCCGAAAGUUAA
Messenger RNA from Scutellospora calospora, 870 nucleotides. NCBI's taxonomy places the organism in Eukaryota, Fungi, Glomeromycota, Glomeromycetes, Diversisporales, Gigasporaceae. The record is from the annotation of a GenBank genome assembly.